Triticum aestivum (bread wheat) is the source of this 943-nucleotide messenger RNA. RefSeq lists its product as uncharacterized. The transcript has a single exon. Bases 103 to 687 code for a protein of 194 amino acids. The record is from RefSeq and is a predicted model, not a curated record. NCBI's taxonomy places the organism in Eukaryota, Viridiplantae, Streptophyta, Magnoliopsida, Poales, Poaceae.
UAGAUAGAUAGAUAUGAGGAUAGAAGAUAAUGCAGCAUCUCGAUCAACACCGUAAGCCACCAUCUAGUCCAGAAAGGUAGAAAUCGACAACAAGAUUGAUCGAUGGCCGGUGCGCGCGCUGGCGGGUCGUUCCUCGCCGUCACCCUCGUGGUGGUGGUGGUGGCCGCAUCAUCCAUGCCGGUGGUCAAGGGGGAUGACAAGUCUGCUUGCGUCGGCGAGUACUCCAAGCUCUGCGGCAACAAGGACCCCGCGUGCACCACCAUGGUCGAGACGACCUGCCACGAUGAUGCCGACAGCGUCAAGGCCAUCAAGGGCAUGUUCGACGAGCUGGCCAAGGUCGGUGGAGACAACUAUGAUUAUGCUUCUACGGCAAUGUCGUGGGGGCACGUUGCUCUCGGCCAUGCCGUCGACGAGCAUGGGGCCUGCCCCGGCAACAAGACGGUCGGAGAUUUUGCCGGCGAGCACUGCAUCCCGGACCUCGACGCGGCAUGCAAGGAUCCCAGCUGCAGCGACGGAGCUUACAUCGAAUGCGGCGGUGCGGCGUCGAGAUUCUGCUACAUCAAGGCCACCCCCGCCGACAAGAAAGCCAUACAGCAAAACUUGAAAUGCUUCAAGGAGUGUUUAGCGCAGAAGAAGAAAAGUGAAGACUGCAUCCUCCACAACAAUGAAAAGUGUCCGGCCGCUUGAAAAAUGAAAAUGCAUGCAUGCAUUCCUUCCUUCCUUCCUUCCUUGUACUUGAGGCAGGGUGUUUCCUUCAUUUCAGAGUGCCUCAUUCAUGCAUGUUUGUUUUCACAUGCGCGUGUUUUCAUCUCAUUUUGUUGUUGCUUUUUUUUGUUCAACAUUUAUUUUGUCUGUUUUUUUUUGUUGCGAAAAUAAAAUUCAUUUUGUUGUUGCUCUUCUUGGAGAGGCCAUAAAGAAAGAGUGGUAUAUAAUUUUUGGAUCA